AUGAGAAGAGUACCAGCACUUAAUUCCCUCGGUCAUUUCAAGAGAUCGAGUUUAAAGUUACUAAGAGUUUCUAGUUCCCUUAGUCAUAACUUACCUAAUCCAAUGUCUAGUUUAUCUCGUCAAACAAGUAGUUGUUCAAUUAUGCUCUCCCCUCUCGAAGACUUAAGUAAAAAAGAAGUGGAACCUAUUAUUUAUCAAGUAGAUUUAAUGUCUAAUUGGGGCCAUCCUGAUAAAAUUGCUUGUUCCGCAAUUUGGUUCCUCGAUAAAGAAAGACAUAUAAUAAAUCCGACAAAAAUUUCAUCAAUCCCUUACAGUACUCCUGAGAUGCUUAAUAGACUUAGCGGAGUUACUCUUCUAAAACAGGAAGAAAAUUUAUUAUGGUAUAAUCAAUGGCCUCCUGAAGAAACAAAUCAAAUAUCAUUAGUAUUUUUCCUACCGGGCGAUCAGACACCCGCUUAUGCAAGAAUUUGGAAUACUACAUCACUGGGUGAUGCAUCUGUUCGUAAAGUUUCGAUUUCUUGUGGAAAAGAGAUUCUAUAUAUCGGAGAAAUUCCAAGAUGCUACGGAACCGAUGUUCAAUUAUCUCAGCAAUUCGUAAAACCAACAAAUUCUUUCGAAAUCAUUGAAGAACUGUUCGGAAAGAAAGAUAAGGCAAACAUAUUAAACGAUAAAUACGGUUUGAUGCCUCUGAAACCAGUUAAACAAGUUGAAAUUACAAUUCUCGAUAAUUACGGCGGCCAACAGUACUUCGGACUGAACGCCAUAGAUUUUUACGAUGAGAACUACGAAAGCAUACCUUGGUCGCACAUAGAUGAUAUUAUUAUUAAAAAUUGUGCCAGAUUUUCCGACCCGAAGAAGUUGUUUAAAGAUAUUAAAGAAACAGACGAUGACUCCGAGAUGUUUGUAGCAGAGAUUGACAAAGAAAAUCACGCAACUCCGAAAAUUUCUAUACUUUUCAAGAAUCCUGUUUUUAUUUCACAGGCAGUGUUCUGGAACUACAACUCUCCAUCGCGUGGAGUGUCAAUCGGUGCGAAAUACGUAAAGCUGAGCAUGCACAAUUCGGUGAAAUGGUGCGGAAAGAUAAAGAAGGCUACAGGACUGAAGGACUCUGUUGGAGGAAGCACAACAGCGGUCUGGUUUAUCGAUAUCGAAGAACUUUAUAAGAAAGAAUAUAAUACUAACCACGGAUAA
This is a messenger RNA of Trichomonas vaginalis G3, 1191 nucleotides long. RefSeq lists its product as uncharacterized. NCBI's taxonomy places the organism in Eukaryota, Parabasalia, Trichomonadida, Trichomonadidae. The record is from RefSeq and is a predicted model, not a curated record. The transcript has a single exon. The coding region runs from base 1 to 1191 and encodes 396 amino acids.